GUCUCCCCCAGGAGGACCCCUCGCUGGAGAGGCAUUUUAAGGGCCACCGAGAUGCAGUUACCUGUGUGGACUUCAAUCUCAACACGAAGCAGCUGGCCAGCGGCUCCAUGGACUCGUGCCUCAUGGUCUGGCACAUGAAGCCUCAGUCCCGUGCCUACCGCUUUGCGGGCCACAAGGAUGCCAUCACCUCUGUGAACUUCUCCCCUUCUGGACACCUGCUUGCUUCAGGCUCCCGCGACAAGACUGUCCGUCUCUGGGUACCCAAUGUCAAAGGCGAGUCAACUGUGUUUCGUGCCCACACGGCCACAGUGAGGAGUGUCCAUUUCUGCAGCGAUGGCCAGUCCCUUGUGACGGCCUCCGAUGACAAGACAGUCAAGGUGUGGUCGACCCAUCGCCAGAAAUUCCUGUUCUCCCUGAGCCAGCACAUCAACUGGGUCCGCUGUGCCAAGUUCUCCCCUGACGGGCGGCUCAUCGUGUCUGCCAGUGAUGACAAGACGGUCAAGCUGUGGGACAAGACCAGCCGGGAGUGUGUGCACUCAUACUGCGAGCAUGGCGGCUUCGUCACUUACGUGGACUUCCACCCGAGCGGCACGUGCAUCGCUGCCGCUGGCAUGGACAACACAGUGAAGCUGUGGGAUGUGCGGACUCACCGGCUCCUGCAGCAUUAUCAGCUGCACAGUGCCGCCGUGAAUGCACUCUCCUUCCACCCUUCGGGAAACUACCUGGUCACAGCCUCCAGCGACUCGACCCUGAAGAUCCUGGACCUCAUGGAGGGCCGGCUGCUCUACACGCUCCACGGGCACCAGGGUCCGGCCACCACUGUUGCCUUUUCAAGGACGGGGGAGUACUUUGCUUCUGGAGGCUCUGAUGAGCAAGUGAUGGUUUGGAAGAGUAACUUCGAUGUUGUGGAUUAUGGAGAUGUCAUAAAGGUGCAGAGGCCCCCCGCCGCUCUGGCCACCUCCGCUGGAAACCUGCCGGAAGUGGACUUUCCCGUCCCACCGGGCAGAUGCCGGAGCCAGGAGUCGGUGCAGAGCCAGCCGCGGGAGCCCAGCAGCGUGCCGCAGACGCUGACCAGCACGCUGGAGCACAUCGUGGGCCAGUUGGACGUCCUCACCCAGACGGUCUCCAUCCUGGAGCAGCGGCUGACGCUGACGGAGGACAAGCUGAAGCAGUGUCUGGACAACCAGCAGCUAAUCAUGCAGAGAGUGACACCGUGAUCGGGGAGCAGGAAUCAGGAGCUCAGCUGACCUGGGGGGAGGAGGGACCGGCGGGGCUUAUGCUGUGGGACUCGGGUGAAUCAUCGGGACUCGGCUCUGCGGGAAUCACGUCCACCCGAGCCCCGGCGUCCUGCCCUCCGCGCUCCCUCCUGCCACCUGGAGGCGCUCGCCUGGCGGCGGGAGGCUCGGCCGCACACGCACCCUGAGCCACAUGAAGCCGCUUGCUGCUGUGGAGUCUUGAGGAGCCGUGAGAGCCCAGCUCCCCCAGGAGGAGCCCCAGGCCACCUCGGGUCACUCGCCUUGCUGGGCCUUGUCCUCAUUUCUGCCACGGACGACUUCCCGCCGUCGCAGCUCAGACGUGGCCUGCUCCUGAUGGGCCAGCCGGGAGUCUUCUCUGACUGACGGCCCGGUGAGGCCCCUGGGAUGUGGGCGCACCCAGGGACGUGCUUGCUGGCUUUGAGGUGCUUUGAUUUCUUCCUCUGCGUGCACUGGGGCCAACAAAUCUGAAAAUUAAAUGGACUUGAUUGAGGUAGUCAUAGAAA
This is a messenger RNA of Miniopterus natalensis, 1759 nucleotides long. It is a transcript of the gene POC1A, whose product is annotated as POC1 centriolar protein A. Gene Ontology annotation, cellular component: centriole; ciliary basal body. The record is from RefSeq and is a predicted model, not a curated record. Gene Ontology annotation, biological process: cilium assembly. Gene Ontology annotation, molecular function: protein binding. NCBI's taxonomy places the organism in Eukaryota, Metazoa, Chordata, Mammalia, Chiroptera, Miniopteridae.